AUGUCGCUCAAGCAGGAAAUAGAAACCUGGGUCGAGGCUCUCGGUCACUAUGACAAUCAAGAGUUCGAAGAAGCCUUGCGGGCUUUUGAUGCAAUCGCCGACACAUCUAAGAUCCUGUUUAAUUGCGGUGUCAUUCAUGCUACCAUUGGCGAGCAUGACAGAGCGGUGGAAUGCUACCAACGGGCCAUCAAGCUUGACCAGUAUCUGGCGGUGGCUUACUUCCAGCAAGGCGUGUCCAACUUUCUCGUCGGUGAUUUUGAAGAAGCGCUGGCCAAUUUCAACGACACCUUGCUCUACCUGAGAGGAAACACCUAUAUCGACUACGAGCAACUGGGCCUCAAGUUCAAGCUUUACUCCUGUGAGGUUCUGUUCAACCGUGGCCUGUGUUAUAUGUACCUCCAACAAGAGGAAGCCGGUCUGCAAGAUUUCAGCUAUGCCCAGAAGGAAAAGAUGACUCCUGACCAUGAUGUGAUUGAUGAUGCUAUCAAGGAAAGGGCUUCGGGCUACGUUGUGUUCAGCAUACCUGUCGGAUGUGUCUACAGACCAAACGAAGCCAAAGUCAAGAAUCUCAAAGCCAAGGAUUAUCUCGGCAAGGCUCGACUGAUAGCAACGUCCAACAGCCAGAACACGGGUACGGGAUUCCAAGGCAUUGAAAGGAGACAAGCCAUAGCUACCGAAAUGGCUCCCAAGGAUGACCGGCCUCCCGAAAAUAUCAGCUACGCUGCCACCAAUCUCGUGCAACGAAAUCUCUCCAGCAGAGUUCCGAGAGAUCAGAGUGCCCCUCCAGUUAUGAACAGGAAUGUCUUCCCCCCGACUCCACCACCGGAGAGUGAGAAGCCGAGAGUGUCCAGUACCGGAUCGUCAAAUCUGCCAAUGCGAACCACCUCCUUACGCAAUCCCCGAAACAUGAAUGCGAACAAACCGGACAUGGACCAGCCUCGGCCGGGCAUGCUCGGGCGCUCGGCUACAUUUGAUGUUAAUGGAAAUCAGCCGCCCGGGAUAGGGAGGAUGCAACCACCCCAACGCGAAAAUUCAUGGCCUGAGGAGCCCGUGAUGAUGGACCGGCCACAGAUAGAAAGAUCUCGCUACGGCACUCAAAGGACGGCCUCCGAACCUCGUGGCCCUGUCUCGCGGAGACAGAUGCUAGAUCGAUCGCUUUCCCAAAGAGCUCCAGCGCCUUUGUUCCGAGAGACCACACAGUCGAGGUACGAAGAUCCCAACGAUACGGUGGACGAUGUCUAUCGGAUGUACGCGAGUCCACGAAGACGCCAGCGGCGUCAAGAGCAACAAGCGUAUAUCAACGAAGAAGACGAAUACAUAGACGAGGAAGAAAUGUCGGAAGACAUGACCGGAUUCGAGCCCGUUAGACGUCCAACUUCACGUUCUGGACGGGGAAGUAGACGACACGACAUGCGCAAGAUCCGGGUCAAAUGCCACUUUAAUGAAGAUACGAGAUACCUUAUGAUUGGCGCAGUGAUAGAUUUUGGCGAUUUUGAAAGCAAAAUACGAGAAAAAUUCGGAAUCAAAGAACAAUUGAAAAUUCGGAUGCAGGACGAUGGUGACAUGAUCACCAUGGCCGAUCAAGAUGAUUUGGAGAUGUUGCUGAGCAGUGUUCGCAAUCAAGCCAGGAAAGAGAGGAGUGAGAUGGGGAAGAUGGAAGUUUGGAUCUCCUCAUGA
Messenger RNA from Rhinocladiella mackenziei CBS 650.93, 1677 nucleotides. RefSeq lists its product as uncharacterized. The record is from RefSeq and is a predicted model, not a curated record. Gene Ontology annotation, molecular function: protein binding. The transcript has 5 exons. The coding region runs from base 1 to 1677 and encodes 558 amino acids. NCBI's taxonomy places the organism in Eukaryota, Fungi, Ascomycota, Eurotiomycetes, Chaetothyriales, Herpotrichiellaceae.